AUGAAGUCCUUCAUUCCCGCCAUCCUUUUGGGCCUGGUCACCCUUGUCUCAGCAGACACGACCCCAACAGACACGUCGAUCCCGAAGUCAACAGACGCCUCAUCCUUCCUCUCAGAAGUAUACGAGGGCGAGGCAACACCGACGUGGGCGACCGGCAAAUACGCAACAACACUGGCGUCGGCGCUCUACAGCGCGCAGACCUCCUUCGCCAUGCGGUCCGACUACCGCGACAUCGUCGAGGCCAUCUGGUCGGCAGCCGACAAGGACGGCGGCUCCAGCGUCGUCGAGUCGCUGAGCGAGUCGUUCUGGAACUGGGGCGCCGUCACCACAAACAACUGGUUCCAGGACAAUGUGCCCAAGUCUCUCCAGACUGCCGUCGCCCAAUAUGAUGACACCUGGGAGAGUGUUUUCACCAGUGUCGAGGCCAAGGCCACGGGCACGCAGAACGCUGCCGCACCGCGAUGCACUGGCAUGGCUGUGGCUGGUGUUGCGGCACUCGGUGUCGCUGCUGUUGCUGGGGCCAUGUAA
Diaporthe amygdali is the source of this 528-nucleotide messenger RNA. RefSeq lists its product as uncharacterized. The record is from RefSeq and is a predicted model, not a curated record. The coding region runs from base 1 to 528 and encodes 175 amino acids. NCBI's taxonomy places the organism in Eukaryota, Fungi, Ascomycota, Sordariomycetes, Diaporthales, Diaporthaceae. The transcript has a single exon.